GCACAACAAGUUCGAACGUUCGCUAACAGGACCAACAAGUCGUUUGAGUUGAUGCCAAAAUUAAUUCAGUUAAAGUCGGCUCCGCGGUGAGAAUAGUUAAAAUUCGUCUUCUUCGAUAAUUUAUUAAGUGGAUUGAGUGAAAUGUGUUGACGGGAAGUCCGCUGAAAAUGAGCCUGAUUGAAGCGACCCCAUCCGAACUCUUCCACGAGAUAAUCAAAUUGCAGUUGAAAAAGCCCAAGAACUGGAACUGGCAAUUAUCGACAUCGAAAUCUUCACCCCACAUUGCACUUCCGAUAAUACAGCUUUACAAUUCAAAGGGGCAAUUGGUGGUCGAAGCCAAAGACAGUGGCGUGACCCAGCGCCGAAGUUGGCACAGUUUGGACAUCCGACAAAAAGAAAAGCCCACAAACGCCAAGAAGGAAUAUAAAGAACCAACAGACAGACAUUUACAGAGAUGUAGAAGCGACACAUUAGAAACGGACUCGAGGAAAAACCGCUGUGCAAACAAAUUGGAUUCGAUAAGAAGGAGAGAGACGCAGAAAUCGACGAAUAAUAAAUUAACUAAGAGCUCCAGUGCGGCGCUGGAGAGAAGGGCCAACGAAAAUAGGAAAUCAGGAAGCUACAAUGAGAGUUCGAUUAAGGGGAACACACUGCAUGAUCUCAGGAAAUCGAGCAGCGACGUUCUGGAACUUAAGGGAAAUCCCCGUUUCGGCGAAACUUGUGCCCGGAAGCCCCUUUUCGGCGAAAACAAAGAAAAAAGGGACUUCAUCCCAGGCCACCGUCGAAGUCGAAGCGACGACCUGUUCCGCCGAAAAUUAAAAACCAACGAGGAAAGUUUGAAACGGGCCGAACUCGACGGUUACAAAAACUUCAUCACGCCGAAUGUUUUAUUGCCCAAUAACGCCUCUAAUAUCGAAGUAAACCAUUUCAAACAGAACAGGUACAAAACAAGGACAAGCAGCGCCGGCACGUUAAUAAUUAGCGAGGAAAGUUUUAACAACCGCCAGCGACGCCGUCGCCGUCGAGACGCGUCAAUAGAAAACUCGAACAACGCCCAGAAUAAUGCGGGUCCGUACGGCGACACAAUGCCAAAUACGGAAAGGACCACAAAUCUUCCGGAAAAUCGAUACGCUUCCGAAAAAAUCCACAAAGGAUCGACGAGAUUGUCCGAAAAUGGUGAAUCGGGUGGUUUGUUCUACUCCCGCAGUGAUGUGUUUCCUUUGAAACUGAAUAAAAAAUGCGACGAUAAUUGUAAUUACUUAGUGACAACCCCCGACAGUGAUAACAAAAACAAUAAAAGUUUCCAAGCAAUCAUGGAAAAAUUGGAAAGGAAAAAACGCAGAAAAGUUCGGAGACAUUACAGUGAUGCAUCAACGUCGCCCACCGCCUUGGAAAAGAAAUAUCAACAUAAAAGAAAGGGAAACGGGACAAAAGCACGUGUGUCCAAAGAGCACCCAAAGGACGCCGUCGACGGCAGCGGUGAUUCCGACUUGCUGCAGCUGGUGCGUCGUCUCUCUUCGAGCGAUCAUGUGAAGAUGGGGGCCAACGUCAGCCGUCACUCGUCCAAGGGUCUCUCCGGACGACGGUCCCAAUCCAGUGGCAGCAUAUGCAACGGAAAGGGAAGACACAACGACGGCAAGAUGUGUGGCAGUCUUCCGAGCUACUUGGACGACCGCAACUCCAACGGCUGCAAUAACAACCAUCACGACUGCGAGAAACCGCCUCUUGAUGAGGUGCAGAGGAUACCGCCUCUGGGGGAUGGGGCGCCGCUUCACUGGAAGUUUUCAGAUAACCAGACGGUGCUCUGCGACCAGGGCUACGGCUCGGAACGUUCCCCCGAGGAGGAAUAUCCGCCGCCCUUGCCCGACCAUGACACUCAAUGUCACCACCACCUGGAGCCCCACGCUUGCUACCCUUUCAUCACACCAGAAAGUACUUUCAUUGUGAAACUGACCAAGAGUUCAAGAGGUCUUGGUCUGAGCGUGACUGGUGGUAUUGACAGCGGCGGCUCGUGGCCUGGCCUAAUACGAAUCAAAAGACUGUUUCCACACCAGCCGGCGUCGGCUUGUGGGCUCUUAAACGUAGGGGAUCUCAUAAUAGAAGCUAACGGAAUUACGCUUACCGGCCUUACAAAUUACGAGGCUUUAGAAGUAUUAAGGACUGCACCCAACCAAGUCGACUUGAAGGUGUGCCGCCCUCCUCCAGACGUCUUAAGCUGUGUCAGCCCCAUAUCUGAAGUUCCUCCGCCGCCUCCGCGCCGCGAGCCGCCCACUAGUCUUAACUUGCACCCGUCGGAAGUCUACUGUACUCCCGAAGACGACUAUUACCACGGUGAGUUCGAAGUAACGCUGACCAAAAUACAGGGAUCUCUAGGAUUUACGUUGCGGAAAGAGGACGAUAGUGCGUUAGGACAUUAUGUGAGGGCUCUUGUCCGGGAGCCUGCACUCACGGAUGGACGGAUUCGCGCAGGGGACAAAAUUAUUGCCGUAAAUGAGGUUGAAAUAUCGCCGAUGUCGCAUGAACAGGCGGUGCAGUUUCUUCGACAGUGUGGGGACGUCGUCAAGUUGCGGCUGUAUCGCGACUCCGCUCAGACGCCGGUGGCAGCGCUGUCGCCGACGGAAACCACGCCGCGAACUUCGUUCUCAAAGAAAACACAUCUGAGACAAGAAGCUGUGGACAUGCUGAACGACAUAGCAGUCCGUAAGCUGAUUCCCGCAAACCACGCAACUUACAAAUGCUCGACGUCUCCGACGGCCUCACCUCGCCGCCUCCGUCGGCAAGCCUGCCCUUCGGACGCCUCCCAAAUGACCGACACCUCGAUAAAAUACCUGAUAAACGACGAACAAUUCCACGAAGGCCUCCUCCAGAAGUGCCCCUACGACGACGACAGCUUGAACCUUUUCACCAUAGACCCCGACGACGGCGACCGGCCGUCGCGCCCCAGCUCCCUCGACCUCUACAACCCCAACCAAACGCCCGUCGCGGCCCGAAAACCCCGAUUCAACUUCUCCCUCGCCCACAACGCUUACGAACUGAACAAUCUCGAUGCAGACGUGCUAGAUGCCCCGAAUUUGACGUACAAUUUGGGCAACGAAGACGUCAAAAGCACGGAAGUCGAAUGCGGCGACAGCUUCCCGAAGGAACCAGCGAGUAUGCCGCACAUUCCGUGCGACAAUCAGGGCUUUAGCUACAAAAACCCCGUCUAUCAGUCCGCUCAUCCGCCAUGCGGGACGGAACUAGAGGAAAAGGCCGCUUCAGGCCAGAAAACUAGCAAAACGGACGACACCAACAUGAAGAAGUGGAAAGGGAUUGUUUUUGACGGGCAUGACGAGAGAGAGGAGAUCCCCUCGAUGCCAAUACGGGAAGAAUAUGAAAUUCUCGCGAUAGAGCUGAACAGGGGAUGGAACAGCAGGUUGGGCUUCAGCUUGCAGGGGGCUGCCGGGGUGACGUACGUGAGUGCCGUGCAUGCGGACAGUGUGGCAGCGAGAGACGGGAGGUUGAAGCCGGGCGAUCGCGUGAUUAAGGUGAAUGACGAGAGCGUAGAGCAUUUGAGUACCACUGAAAUUAUAGACUUGCUUCGAAUAGUGAGAGGUCCAGUUUGUAUAGUUGUAUCCAGAAUUAAAUCAAAAGAAGACUGCCCAAAAAGCAAUGCUGAGAAUUGAAACGUAGUACAAGUUAUAUUCUAAGAGCAUCUAUCAAAUAUAACACUAAAUAGGAAAAUUGAUUAAAUAUAUUGCAUGUUGAAAAAUGAUUGAGCGAUUUAGGCUAUUUUAACAAUUUUAAACUCCUUGUUUUAGUAAAGUAAGGAAAAGAAUGUGAUAGUUUAGUGACAAUUUUAUUACGGUUGUUUUUUAAAUAUUUCCCUACGUAAAAUGUGAUUUUUUAAAUACGAUAUUUUUGUUAGUGGUUUUUUCUGUUUCCAAAUGUGUAAAGUAUAAUGUUCUUGUAUCUAGAAUUUUAAGCUAGUCUUGUAUUGUAUAUGGUACACCUUACAGACUUAUUAUAUAAGUCUAGCUAGCAUUACAUGUAGUUAAAACGUAUUAAAAUUACUAUUAGAUGAAUGUUCAACAAGUAGAAUCAAAGUGUACAACAAAUAUUCCAAUUUUAAAAAAUGAUAUUAAAAUUGUAUUCUAAAUUCUCGCCUAAAUAGCAAAUGUGUAUUCUUUAUUUUUUGUAAGAUAAUGGUGAAUCAAACUAUAAAUCAAUUAAAUUUUAGCAAUACUUGAAACUAAAAAAUAUAUCUAUAACAUUUGUUAUUCAAACCGUUUCCUUUUCUUGUGUUACACUUUUUAAUAGAAAUUUAUAAACAACUCGUUCUUUUAAUCAAACCAAAGAGGAAUAAAAUCGUUGAAAUGAC
This is a messenger RNA of Tribolium castaneum (red flour beetle), 4357 nucleotides long. Its product is annotated as tyrosine-protein phosphatase non-receptor type 13. Gene Ontology annotation, biological process: establishment or maintenance of epithelial cell apical/basal polarity; cell-cell adhesion; receptor clustering. The record is from RefSeq and is a predicted model, not a curated record. The transcript is spliced from 13 exons. Gene Ontology annotation, cellular component: cell junction; basolateral plasma membrane. Lineage: Eukaryota; Metazoa; Arthropoda; Insecta; Coleoptera; Tenebrionidae. Bases 168 to 3662 code for a protein of 1164 amino acids. Gene Ontology annotation, molecular function: protein binding.